AUGCCAACCCAAAAUGUCAAGCAGACUUCAGGUCUUGAUUAUAAAUGUCAGCUUGAUCUUGGGUUGGCACAUUGCCAACCAGAGAUCAUCUACGUUUCCCCGAUUGUCAUGGCAUACUCUGUGGUAGCAUGUGUAGUGCCAGAAUCUCUGAUUCUCUUCAAACGAACAUGUUUCCUGUAUGACAACAUGGCCAAGCUCUUUGCUGUGGUGAAGACAAUGCAAGCGUUGGAGAAAGCUUACAUCAAGGACUGUGUCACCCCCAAUGGGUACACGGCGGCCUGCUCCCGUCUCCUUGUCCAGAACAAAGCUGCAUUCAAACAGGUGCAGGGCUUGGAGAUCAACUCCAUUGACGACUUCUGCCGCAAGUUUCGGCUGGAUUGCCCGCUGGCCAUGGAGAGAAUCAAGGAAGACCGGCCCAUCACCAUCAAGAAUGACAAGGGCAACCUGAACCGCUGCAUUGCAGACAUUGUGUCGCUCUUUAUCACAGUGAUGGACAAACUGCGCUUGGAAAUCCGGGCGAGGGAUGAGAUCCAGCCUGACCUCCAGGAGCUGAUGGAGACCAUGAACCACAUUAGCCACUUACCCCCCAACUUUGAGGGGCAACAGAAAGUGACCCAGUGAUGAGUGUGUCAUCCAAGGGCAGAGCUUUGGCUGGUCCCUGAGGCCACCAACCGGCCUCU
This is a messenger RNA of Hemicordylus capensis (graceful crag lizard), 680 nucleotides long. Its product is annotated as vacuolar protein sorting-associated protein 28 homolog. Bases 1 to 621 code for a protein of 206 amino acids. The record is from RefSeq and is a predicted model, not a curated record. Gene Ontology annotation, cellular component: ESCRT I complex. Gene Ontology annotation, biological process: protein transport to vacuole involved in ubiquitin-dependent protein catabolic process via the multivesicular body sorting pathway. Lineage: Eukaryota; Metazoa; Chordata; Lepidosauria; Squamata; Cordylidae. The transcript is spliced from 6 exons. Gene Ontology annotation, molecular function: protein-containing complex binding.